This is a messenger RNA of Dryobates pubescens (Downy woodpecker), 1119 nucleotides long. RefSeq names its product cAMP responsive element binding protein 3 (gene CREB3). Gene Ontology annotation, biological process: regulation of transcription by RNA polymerase II. The transcript has 9 exons. NCBI's taxonomy places the organism in Eukaryota, Metazoa, Chordata, Aves, Piciformes, Picidae. Gene Ontology annotation, cellular component: nucleus. Gene Ontology annotation, molecular function: RNA polymerase II cis-regulatory region sequence-specific DNA binding; DNA-binding transcription factor activity, RNA polymerase II-specific. The record is from RefSeq and is a predicted model, not a curated record.
AUGUUAUUUGAAGAGCAAAUGACUGCCUUGGGAGAUCAGAACCUCAUUAACUUCCUCCUGAGGGAUGAUAUUCCCUGCCCUGAAAUCCUACAGGAGGAUAACUGCCUUCUGGAAGACUGUAGCAUGUCAGAGCCUGUGCUCCUGGAUGAGGAGAUGGAUGACUUAAUUGCCUCCAUCCUGAGCCCUUCUGGAGAUAUACUAGAAAUGCUGCAGGAAUAUUUGCAUGAUGACAGUGACAGCAGCAGUUCUGAAUAUCAGAAUCUGUCCUAUAACCCUGGUAGCAACUUUGACAGCAGCUCAGACAACAUGCAUGUUGAUCACAACUAUUCCUGCCCUAUGAAUAUGCCUAUGCUGGAAAGCAUGAGCUCUGACAUAGCGGAAGGAGAUGCUUCCACUGAGCUUGGGACAUGGAUGGGUUUGGAAGGCACAAGUAUGGCAGCAAAACAGAGUUCCAGUCCCCCCAUUCCCGUUGCUGUGACCACUGGACCUCAGCUUGUGCCUGGAGUUGUUGCACAGUCCAGCAUGCUAGGGCCAGUCCUCUCAGAGGCAGAGAUGCAGGUGCUUGAGUAAAGUCUUGCCCUACCAACCUAUCUGCCACUGACCAAAGCUGAAGAGCAUCCUCAGAAGAAUGUGCAUCAGAACCACUCAGCUCGGGAUAGUUGUGGCCGUGAGAUCAACAUGGACUGCCUGGCAUACAGGGUGGCAGCCUGCACAGCUCAGAACUACAAGCUAGGGAAGAAGGUGCAGCUGCUGCAGAAGCAGAAUAUGUCACUGUUGGAGCAGCAGCAGGAACCACAGGCCUCAGUGACACAGUCCACUACUGAAACCACAGCAAAAACCAGCAGCACGGUCCUGGUUCUGUCCCUCAACGUUGUUGUCACCUCCAGCCUCCUCUCUCUUCCGAAUGAUGAGACAAAGACAGAGCUCACAGAUUCUGAGGGCCCCUUGAUGUCCAUCAGCGUUACUAAGGAGCGGGAGCAGAGCUCACAGAACCUCAAGCCCAGAUCUUCUUUCAGCAGCAACCCUGUUCAGGCAGCAGCAGGCUCCAAGCUGAGCCCUCCUGAGCCUCAGGAGCAACCUAUUGCCAGCAGCUGUGCUGACAGCAUGGAAAGCCAAUAA